Zeugodacus cucurbitae (melon fly) is the source of this 3031-nucleotide messenger RNA. RefSeq names its product NGFI-A-binding protein homolog (gene nab). The record is from RefSeq and is a predicted model, not a curated record. Gene Ontology annotation, cellular component: nucleus. The coding region runs from base 458 to 2812 and encodes 784 amino acids. Gene Ontology annotation, molecular function: transcription factor binding; transcription coregulator activity. Lineage: Eukaryota; Metazoa; Arthropoda; Insecta; Diptera; Tephritidae. The transcript is spliced from 6 exons. Gene Ontology annotation, biological process: negative regulation of DNA-templated transcription.
UCGACUUCGAGUUCGACAGCCAAAGCGUGUACAUUCGUGUGAGCAGCAAAUAAGCAAGCGACCGGCCGGCUUCCACACAGAGCACAACAGAACACAACAGUUGUCCAACGACGACGCGAGUGACUAGAACUUUGUCUGCCAGCAAUUAGAACGGACGAGUGGCGCGCACUAACGCGUAAACGGUCCUUAAAAAGCAAAGCAAAAAAUUAUAUUUUUUAGUUUAACAAAAAACAAAGAAACUACUAAUUAAAGUGGAUUUAACGAAAAAGACGUUUUAACGCAAAAUUUCAGUGAAUUCCUCAGAAAGCACGACGUUUUGUUUAGCUUCGUUGUUAUUGAUGUUUUUAUCUGUUUUUUGUUCAUUAAUAUCUGUUUGUGACUAAAACGCGCCUGCACUCAGCCUGUGUCUUGUGCAUCUCAUUUAGUGCAUCUUGUCGUUGUUGUAAUCGUAGUUUGCAUGUUUUCUGACAAACACGCUGCGUGCGGCAUUUUGUAUUUUGUAUGUGUAUGUUCAAUUUAUUUCAAUCAUUUUGUAUCGAAAUCCCAAAUCCUCUCCCGUACCUUCCUAAACUUCCGCAUCCUUUGCAACAUCAGCACUGCUGUAUUUACAAAGUUCCCGCCCACAAUGGAUUCGAGCAGUCAAAUUAGUGUUACUACCGCAACGACAACAACAACGCCGCCCAACGCCUCAACAUCCACAACAGUUGCCAUGCCCGCCAGUACAUUAGCCACAAGUGCGUCCACAACCGCAUGCGCAUUAACAACAGCAACUACAACAAUCUCCAGCACCAGCAAUGCCAGCGCUCCCGCCUCCAUUGUAACAUCCGGCUUAGCCGUCGGCAAUCAAAGCGCCACGGUUUUAGCGCCGAGCGCGUCGACUGCCGCUGUGGGUGGCCCGCUUAGCCUAGCGUCGGCUGUGAGCGGUCAACCCACACAGCCACAGCAGUCAGUGCCCAUCAUCGAUCUAGUGCGGGGUGAAGAUGCCAACAAUUCAUCGUUACCCAGCGUUAUUUCGGAAGGACAACGUUCACUCUCUGGAGCGCCAUCGGCCUCAUCGAGUCCGAUACUGAGUCCGCCCGGAAAAAUAUUCGGACGCAAUGCGAAUGGAACAAUGGUCGCCACAUCUCGUCCCAAUAAUGAGGCGGAAACACAGCUUUAUCGCGUGCUGCAACGCGCCAGUCUACUCGUCUACUAUGACACGCUGUUGGAAAUGGGCGGCGAUGAUGUGCAGCAGCUUUACGAAGCAGGCGAAGAAGAGUUUCUCGAAAUCAUGGCUUUAGUAGGUAUGGCAUCGAAGCCUUUGCAUGUACGUCGUCUACAGAAAGCAUUACACGAAUGGGCUAAUAAUCCAUCGUGGUUUCAGGGUCCCAUAACGUCCGCCUCCAGCACACCGGGUCUUUUCGACACACCCACCAAAUCGCCUGCGUUACAUAUGAAACAGGAAGUCUCACCUUCGUUUACGCGCACCGCAUUUCCCACUUUCACUCCCACACCAUCCGCCUUUAAUCCCACACCACUCGCUGCCACAUCCUCUCAUUUGAUUUCACAAAUCUGCCCGCCCGUUAUCUCAAUGCCUGUCAUACAACCACAUACCCCACUACCGCUCCCGACAGCUGCGCUACCCACUGCCGCCACCCCAGUUGUACCGCCCACAUUGAGCGCCUCAACGGGUGGCAGCACCACUGCGGGUGCCACACAUCAAGUAUCGUCCAGCUCGCCACAACUCACACCCGUACUCACAGAAAUGCAAGUGGCGCGCAUAACACAAGGUGCUGAAAAAAUCGCACGUCAAUUGCCACAACGCGAACCACGCGCGCACACCUCGAAGAAGCGCACGAGCCGCGAGCUCGAACAGGUCAUCGCCAUGCAUGAGAAUGAUCCGCGUCGCAUGGACGAGAUUCGUAAGUACUCGGCUAUUUAUGGACGCUUCGAUUGCAAGCGUCGUCCUGAGAAACCGCUGACGCUGCACGAAGUCUGUGUGAAUGAGGCGGCGGCGCAAUUGUGUCGUUUAGUGCCAGCGCUAUUGACACGUCGCGACGAACUCUUUCCUUUGGCGCGUCAAAUUGUCAAAGAUGCGGGUUUCGGUCACUCGGCGAGCAUAGCACGUUAUGGUGGUCUAUUACCGCAGGUAAUGCAGGCGCAGCAGGCCAUGACACGUUCCGCUGCCGUUUUGGAUUGUGAGUCGAGUGAUUCGACGGCUUCGGCGUCGAGUAAGCGUGCGCGUUUGGCCUCCACUGAGACAACGGCCGUCGUAACGCCAGCCGAUUUGGGUUUGAGUCGGGAAUCAACUGAGGAUUCGCGCUAUAAUCUCUUCGCGAUGUAUCAGAAAUUUGCGAAACCACCAUUCGAUCUAACAGACAUCAGCAAAUUCAACCUCAGCAAGAGCGAAUAUGAUGACAAUGAUAAUGACUCACGGCUUUCGUUCAGCAAUUCCAGUUCGCCUUCGAUGCCUCCCAGUUCACUCGAGCAUGAACGUGACCUGCCCGAGUCGAUGAAGUUCAAGAGCUUAACCUCUUUUGCGCCCAAUGUGAUUUCCACCACAGCAAUACACAGCGGUACAGAGCUAUUAGACGCUUCAAAUCACAAUAAAUCUUCACCGAAUCACCAGCAGCGUAAUCAACUGAAAAUCAUGAAUUGUCCAACGACCGAUGCCACAGUUGGUAUGCUGAGCAGUUCACCGCUCGGCGGCGUGCAAGUCAUUUCAGCGGCUGGUGGACACAUCAUUGCUGUGGCGAACCCCGCGCUGGCGCUGAGUCCAACGCUUAAUGAGGCACUGAGUCUGAAGAGGGAGGCGAAUUCGCCGGAAAUGUAAAUAAUGAGGAGGAAAGUUGGAAAAGUUAUCUAGAUAUAAUCUAAUUGUUAUAAAAUUAUUGAAAAAAACACACAAAAUAUGAAAAAAAAACUAUUUUUAUGAAAUCGUGCAAUUUUUAUAGAUUUAAUAAUUUAAAGAGUAUCUUUUAAAUAUAGAAAUAUAAGAAAUUAUAUAAUAAUGACUUGCACUUUUUAAACUAACACAAAUGACAAUGGAACU